Messenger RNA from Psylliodes chrysocephalus, 381 nucleotides. NCBI's taxonomy places the organism in Eukaryota, Metazoa, Arthropoda, Insecta, Coleoptera, Chrysomelidae. The record is from the annotation of a GenBank genome assembly.
AUGGGACCAAACUGUAACUGCAAAAACCGAUGUUUUGAAAAUGUUGGCGAAGAAUGCUGCAAGAGGAUAUUUUCUGAUUUUUAUUCGAUUUCCAUUAAAGAUCUUCAAGAUUCUUACCUUUAUGGAUUGAUAAAAAGGUGUGACGUUUCGCGCCAGAGACCACGAUCAGGAGAAGGAAAAACAAAAGCCUCAACCUUCUCUUACAAGGUUCGUGCACUUGGUAAAGAACACAAAAUUUGUCAAAAAGCGUUUCUAUCAAUACAUAAGAUCACAAAAAGUAGGCUCGAGAGAUUGCAGAAAUAUUUAGCCAAUGGAAAUGUCACAGCUCCGACUGAUCACAGGGGAAAACAUGCAAACAGGCCAAACAAAAUACCUGAUGAU